GUCACGUAGCGCGUCCAUUCUGGAUCUGUUGGACUGAACCACAUCGGAUUUCAACGCGAAACCUGGUUGUGAAAACACAUGUUGAUGGAGGACGUGCUCCAGGGAAAUGACAGACCAGGGCAAUAACAAUCAGAACAUCUCACAAAACCCCUUCGCAGCUCUCUUCAGUUCCCUCGCUGACGCAAAGCAGUUUGCAUCUGGCCAAAAGCAAUGUCGUCAAGCUGAGCAACAAUCUGUAGAUUCAGGAGAGAGCCAGUCUGAGUCAGACAACUCUGUGUCUGACAGCAUCGAUGACAAUGAUGACUCGGUGGCAGAGAUCAGCCGAUCUUUCCGCUCACGACAGGAGCUCUGUGAGCAGCUCAACGUCAACCACAUGAUCCAGAGGAUCUUCCUCAUCACUCUGGACAACAGUGACCCCAGUCUAAGAGGUAGUAAUGGCAUCCCACCACGCUGUGUAUACCUUGAGGAAGUGGCUGCUGAUCUUGAUGGCCAGGACUGGCUUAACAUGGACACCAUAGAACAGGCUUUGUUCAGCAGGCUGCUUUUGCAGGAGCCGGGAAACCAUCUCAUUUACAUGACCUCCUGCAGUGUCGUGAAUCUCUCCGCAGAUCGUGAUGCAGGAGAGAAACGUGCCAUACCGUACCUUUACGCUUGCUACUGUAGAGCUAAAGAGGAGAUCACUAAAGUCCCAGAGAAGCUGUUAUCGUAUGCAGUGCACUGCAAAAAUUUUACUGUGUCCAAUGCCCGCACUGUUCUGCUGACCCCAGAGAUCUACAUCAGUCAGAACGUGUAUGAACAGCUUCUGGACCUGUUGCUGGAGGCUGUGAGAGGAGCCCAGUUUGAGGAAGUUGUGGAGUUUUUGGAUGAGGUUAUAGCUAGUCUGUUGGCUGACCAAGAAGUGCGGACCUUCGGGGAGGUUAUGGUGCCAGUGUUUGAUAUUUUCCAAGGCCGGGUCAAAGACUUAGACCUUUGUCAGCUGCUGCUCUAUUCCUACCUGGAAAUUCUCCUGUAUUUCAGUCGGCAAAAGGAUAUUUCUAAGGUUUUAAUGGAGCAUAUUCAGCCCAAAGAUCCUAACAGUGGGAUUCAGUAUCAGAAAACGCUUCUGGGAGCAAUCCUGAAUAUUUCUUGUCUGUUGAAAACCCCUGGUGUGGUUGAGAACCAUGGCUUUUUCCUCAAUCCUUCUCGUUCCAGCCCACAGGAAAUGAAGGUUCAAGAGUCAAAUAUACACCAGUUUAUGGGGCAGUUUCAUGAUAAGCUGUAUCAGAUCCUGAAAAACUUGCUUCAGCAGUCCAGCGAGACACGCCACCUGCUGCUCUCGUGGCUGGGUGGCUGCCUGCAGGCCAACAUGGGGCGGGCAAAAAUCUGGGCAAACCAGAUGCCCGAGAUAUUCUUCCAAAUGUUCGCUUCAGAUGCAUUCUUCUUAAAUCUGGGCGCUGCACUGCUCAAGCUCUGCCAACCGUUUUCUCGACCCUACUCGCCUAAACUCCUGACCUUUAACCCCACGUACUGCUUGCUUAAGGAGCUGAGUGAGGAAGAGCAGCGUAACAGAAACGUGCACGCAAGAGGUCUGGACAAGGAGACAUGUCUGAUACCUGUUCCCCCUCAACAAACGGUUGAAUUUGCCCAAUCAUACAGCCUUCUCACAGAAAAUCUCAUCCUUACACAACUUACACUGUACCUGGGCUUCCAUAGACUUCAUGAUCAGAUGGUGAAGAUGAAUCAGUCUCUACACCGGCUGCAGGGGACAUGGCGGGACACGCAGCUCAGUGGAGGCGCAGCAGCAGCAGAGCUACGGGAACAGUUUGAACGCCUCAUGACAAUCUAUCUCUCAACCAAGGCUGCUACAACGCAGCUCGCCAUGCUACAAAACUGCCUCAACCUCCAAGCCUCCUGUGCCACCCUGCUGGUUCAGCUCAGCCUGGGCAACCAGGGGUCUGAGCACAUCCCUCUCAUCUUUCCCUUACCUGCACUAGAGAACAGCCUGCUAUGCUUUGUGCCAGAAUUCUUUGCCGAAAACAUAGGCGAUUUCUUCAUAUUCCUCCGCCGCUUUGCUGACGAGGUGUUGGAGUCCUCGGCGGAAAGCUUAGAACAUGUCCUGACCUUCAUCACUGUGUUCAUGGGCAACGUUGAUAGAAUGAAGAAUCCUCAUUUGCGCGCAAAGCUGGCAGAGGUUCUUGAAGCUGUGAUGCCCCAUAUGGAGACUCUGUCACCUGGCGCUGUCCAGCCUAUCAUGUUCCAGCGCCAAAGGGUGUUCAGCACAUAUCGGCAUGCACCCCAACUUGCUGAAGCCCUCAUUACAGUGUUUGUGGAUAUAGAGUUCACUGGUGAUCCUCAUCAGUUUGAGCAGAAGUUUAAUUACAGACGACCAAUGUAUGCCAUUCUGAAGUACAUGUGGGGAGAAGAGAGCUACAGGGAGAGCAUUAAGCGUCUUGCUGAUUAUGCAUCUGAAAAUCUUGAAGCCAUGAAUCCACCACUCUUCCUGAGGUUUCUCAAUCUCCUCAUGAAUGAUGCCAUCUUCUUACUUGACGAGGCUAUACAGUAUUUAAGUAAGAUCAAAAUCCUCCAGCUGGAGAGGGAUCGGGGGGAGUGGGACAGUCUGGCCCCUGAUGCCCGCAGAGAGAAAGAAUCUAGUCUGCAGAUGUUUGGACAGCUGGGUCGCUUCCACAACAUCAUGUCAAAUGAGACCAUUGGCACCUUGGCUUUCCUCACAUCUGUAUCCCCGACGAACCUGCGUGAAAACAUCACUGAGCCUGCUCUGCGCUGGGAUCUUGUCGGGGUCUUCGGUACCUCCACCCCGAAACAUGGAUAA
This is a messenger RNA of Sinocyclocheilus grahami, 2809 nucleotides long. RefSeq names its product ubiquitin conjugation factor E4 A-like. The transcript has 17 exons. The coding region runs from base 107 to 2809 and encodes 900 amino acids. Lineage: Eukaryota; Metazoa; Chordata; Actinopteri; Cypriniformes; Cyprinidae. Gene Ontology annotation, molecular function: ubiquitin-ubiquitin ligase activity. Gene Ontology annotation, cellular component: ubiquitin ligase complex; cytoplasm; nucleus. The record is from RefSeq and is a predicted model, not a curated record. Gene Ontology annotation, biological process: ubiquitin-dependent protein catabolic process; ERAD pathway; protein polyubiquitination.